UCAAUUGUUUUGGGUUGUACAUAUACAUAUACAUAUGCACAUAUAUAUAUAUAUAUAUAUGUAUUUCUCUUUCUUUCAUAUGUGUGUGUAUAUAUAUAUAUAUAUAUGUGGUGGUGGUAUCAAUGCAAGCCUGCUGAAUUGCUAAAUGUUCCAGUGUAGUAAUAGUUAGCAUAUUGCAUUUCUUGUUUAGUUCAAAUCUAAGUUGUAUGUUAAUCGAAUUGUAUCUCUUAGUAAUCUCUAACUUGUGCCAAAUUUAUGCGGCAAAAUUUUAUCUAGCUACAUAAUACUUUUAAUUACUUAGGUGGUACUUGUUAAUGAUUGUAUAACUGCAAAAUUAAUCUAUUAUCUGCUAAUAUACAGUUCUUUUUUAUGGUAGUUCCCAUCUUUGUUUCGAUUCUGAGUAAUAGUUUCUACCUUUAUUACAGUUUCGUUUACCUCAUGUGAAGCACUUAUGAGCGAUUAGAAAGUUCAAUGCUUGAGGAUUUUUAUGUCGUUAUGAGAAAGAAUUCGAGAGACUUCCUUUUGGUUAGAAGUGUGAUUUUGAAUUUAAAGUUGACACAAGGAUUUAAUUCUUUGAAAAUAGUUCCAUUGACGAUUGAGCAGUUAAAAUUCUCUUUUUUCCAUGUUGUUGGGGUACCCAUGUUGUUGGGGUACCCAUGUUGGUAACUUGUAGCUGAUGCAUUGAAUAUUCCUCAUUUCACCUACUCUCAUCGUUUUGACAUGUGCAGCAUACUUAAACUGCACUUUUUUUUCUUUUUUUUUUUUUUUUUCCUUUUGCCCCUCUUUUUCUUUCCCCUCUUAAGAUUUCUGUCUUCUAACUUCUACUAAUUAAAAAUGAGUUUGAGCAUUCUAACAAUUCUCCAUGGAAGCCUGAAUGGCCUUAAUGGCAGAUGAAGAAAGCAUUGUAGCUUAGAAACUUGAAUCGAGUUUAAGUGCUUUACGGAUUGGCUUUGAAACUGUUUAGGUAUUCCAGGUCAUGGAGCCAAGACCUUGGAGGCAAUGAAUUCUUUGGUUGAAUUCUUAUGUUAAUUUUGUGGUUGAGAUUUUUCUGGAUGUGCUAUAGUUCAGUUCAUUGGUUGUCAGCAUGUUAGUUGUCAAAAAAUUAGUGAGGCCCACAUGAAUAUAAAUGGGACCUAAUGCAAGUAAAUAGCAGAUAGCCACAUCACUUGCUAUUCGAAGUUUGGUUUUCAUGUGGUGUUUGUAAUAUUACUAUUAUAUUUAAGUUGGAGCUCCGAACAAUUUACCCCAAUAUAUAUACCUUCAAACAACAGCAGAUUGAAGCUAUAAAUAAAUAUGGCUCGGAGGCUAUGUUCCCGCCCUUUCCUCCUGCAAUCUAUUGGCAGAACGUCAAAACCCCUUUUGCAGCCUUCAUCUUCUCCAAGGUCAUAGUCUACUCACUAGUUUAGAAACUCUGCCUGAUUCAUCUUUAAAGAUUUCGAACAGUCAAAUUAGUUGCAGGUCCUGCUUGGAUUUUCAAGUUUUGCAGUCAUACGAUCUUAUGCUCGAGAUAGACGCAAACAUUAUGAUCUCUUUGGCAAUGGAAAACCUGGUGAUGAGGAAUUUAGGAAAGCAUGGAAGAAAGAGAUGGACGAAGAGACUUGUUUGUGGACAGGGAGUGAAGAUGAAAGUGACGAUGGAAAAGACGGAAAAAAUAAUCUUGAAAAAGAGAUCCAGAAAGUUAGACAGAAGGCAAGAGAGCACUCUGACUUAAUUGAUGCUGAUGAUAGUGACGAGUUAAGAAGUGUGUGGUCUGGAAGCGAUGAGGAGAAGACUCUAUGGACAGGUAGUGAAGGCGAUGACGACGACGACAUUCCUACAGAAGCCUAUCCAAAUGAAAGCAGUGAUAAACAUAUAGAUAAAUUGUUUGAGUUUGAAGAAACAUCAAAGUAUCGAACAAUCUCAGAAUUAUUGAAAGAUGAGCAGGAACCAGAGGAGUUGUCACCAGCAAAGCAAGCUCGGAAAAUUGCUGUUGAAAAUGCCUUAAAAAAGUUGAAGAAAGGACCAGAUGGUCGUUACACAAAUGUGUGGGAGGUCAUGAGUGAUUUGGACAUUCUUAUAGGAGCAUUUGAGAAUAUUGUCUCAGGACCUGAAUAUGCAGAGCUUAGACAAGGAGGACCUAAGAAAUUAAACAUCCAGUUUUUCAAAGAUAUUCAAGCACGGAUGAGAGAUCCAAAUUAUAAGUUCUCACCUGAGUUAAAGCUGAAACCAAAGACCAAACUAGUUCCGAGAAAGAAAUGGCAGAAAACAGAGUCUAGACGCAGAAAAGCACGAAAGCGCUAAGUUAUUGUACUCUCUUUUUUUGUUUAUAUAUAUAUAUAUUUUCCCUUCUCAUUUAUUCCUAUCAAAAUUGAAAUAGUUGCCUUUGUUGAUCAUGGUCAUAUGUCUAAAUUACUUGGUUCAGAUGUCUAAGCAUGAAAUUAUAUUAAUACCUAGAAAAUCAUGGCUGAAGAGAUUUCCCAGUUCCUGAGUCUA
This is a messenger RNA of Ziziphus jujuba (common jujube), 2472 nucleotides long. RefSeq lists its product as uncharacterized. The coding region runs from base 1585 to 2280 and encodes 231 amino acids. NCBI's taxonomy places the organism in Eukaryota, Viridiplantae, Streptophyta, Magnoliopsida, Rosales, Rhamnaceae. The record is from RefSeq and is a predicted model, not a curated record. The transcript is spliced from 3 exons.